UUUAGUUUUCAAAAGCAACUACUAAAACAAAUAAACUUCACACUUCCUGCAUCAAAAGUACUAAGACGAUUCGUCUCCUACUCUACCAACUAUUUUCAAAUUCACAUCCUCUCUCUCUCUCGCUCAAAAAUCCAGAGAGAGAAACAAACGCAAAAGAACAAGAGAAUCACCUCCAAUACCCAUCCCCGGUGAUAGGACUCUCUACUCUCUCUCUAUAUCUAUUUAUCUUUAUGUAUGCAUAUACGUAAUAUUCAUAUAUAAAGGAAUCCGACAAUGUCAUCACCACCACCGGGAGCAGCUCCGGUUCCCACAUCCCCACCAUCCACCAACACCACAUCACCGCCACCGCCGGCGGCAGCACCCCCGCCGACGGCAACUGCCCCGCCUCCAUCUAAUCCGACACCUCCUGCGACAUCUCCCCCUCCUGCUGCUUCUCCGCCGCCACCCGUAGCGCCGGCUACUUCACCUCCUCCGCCGUCAACUCCGGCUCCAUCAGUCUCUCCGCCACCGCCGUCAACUCCGGCUCCAUCAACCUCUCCGCCACCGCCGUCAACUCCAGCUCCAUCAACCUCUCCGCCUUCGCCGCCACCGCCGACUUCUUCCUCAUCUCCACCUCCUCCGGCGGGGUCAACGCCUUCGCCGCCGUCAAAUCGGAGUCCACCACCGCCUACGGGGACUGCAAGAUCUUCGCCGCCGCCUCCGUCAUCCUCAACGUCUCCAUCACCUCCGUCAAGCUCAUCGGGCAUCUCCACUGGCCUCGUCGUUGGAAUUGCUGUUGGUGGUGUACUGAUUCUUGCAAUCUUGAGUAUUUUGUUUGUUUGUUGCAAGAAAAAGAAAAGAAGAGAUCAUGAUUACUACCUUCCACCACCACAUGGACGUAAAGAUGAUCGUUAUGGCGGCCCACCACAGAAUUGGCAACAGAAUGCUCCUCCACCAAGGGAUCAUGUCGUCUCAAUGCCACAAAAACCCUCUCCUCCACCUGCAGUUGCAUAUCGGCCACCACACUCACCAGUGCGUUCUCUAACACCCCAACCUCCCCCUCCGCCUCCUUUCAUGAGUAGCAGUGGAGGUUCUGGGUCCAACUAUUCAGGGUCUGAAAAUGCACUCCCGCCACCCUCCCCUGGCAUGUCCUUAGGUUUCUCAAAGAGCACAUUUACAUAUGAAGAAUUGGCAAUGGCAACAGAUGGCUUCUCGAAUGCCAACCUCCUUGGACAAGGUGGUUUUGGGUAUGUGCACAAAGGAGUCCUUCCAAAUGGAAAAGAAGUUGCAAUUAAGCAGCUGAAAGCUGGAAGUGGGCAAGGGGAGCGUGAAUUCCAAGCUGAGGUUGAGAUCAUUAGCCGAGUGCAUCAUAAGCAUCUUGUUUCAUUAGUUGGAUAUUGUAUCGCUGGUUCCCAAAGAUUGCUUGUUUAUGAAUUUGUUCCAAACAACACUAUGGAGUUUCACUUACAUGCAAAGGGGAGACCUGUAUUGGGUUGGCCCACAAGACUAAGAAUUGCUCUAGGGUCUGCAAAAGGACUAGCAUAUCUGCAUGAGGACUGCCAUCCUAAAAUUAUACAUCGUGAUAUUAAGGCAGCUAAUAUACUUCUGGAUUUUAACUUUGAGGCAAAGGUUGCAGAUUUUGGACUUGCUAAGAUUUCUUCCGAAGUCAACACUCACAUCUCUACUAGGGUUAUGGGUACUUUUGGAUACCUGGCUCCUGAAUAUGCUUCUUCUGGAAAACUUACGGACAAGUCAGAUGUUUUCUCUUUUGGAGUAAUGCUUCUGGAGUUGAUUACUGGACGACGACCUGUUGACACGGCUCAAUCCUACAUGGAUGAUAGUUUAGUAGACUGGGCAAGGCCCUUGCUCACCCGAACUUUGGAAGAUGGAAACUUUGAUAUUCUUGUCGAUCCACGGUUGCAGAAGGAAUACAACCACAAUGAGAUGGCUCGCAUGGUUGCUUGUGCUGCUGCUUGUGUGCGUCAUUCAGCACGGCGUCGACCCCGAUUGAGCCAGGUGGUGCGAGCCCUGGAAGGAGAUGUGUCUUUGUCCGAUCUUAAUGAAGGAAUCAGACCCGGACACAGCACAAUGUACAGUUCUCAUGGAAGCUCAGACUACGACACCAGCCAAUAUAAUGAGGACAUGAUAAAAUUUAGGAAGAUGGCACUAGCAAGCCAUGAUUAUGGCAGCAGCGAGUACAGUGGUGGUGGUCCAACCAGUGAAUAUGGUUUGAACCCGUCUGGCUCAAGCAGCGAAGGCCAACAAACCCGUGAGAUGGAGAUGGGAAGGUUGAAGAAAGACAGUCGAGGCUUCAGCGGAAGUUCCUGACAACUGAUGCUAAACCUGUAGAAAUCUACCCCCAUAAUUCUUAUACCUUCACUUGUAAGUUAAUAUGGCACGUCUACCCGAGUUAACAGUAAAAAGUUUUAUUUUUUCUUUUAUUUUUGGCCUGAAAUUGUGUUUUAUUCUUUUUAUUUAUUGGGGCUUUUACAGAAUAACAAGAGAGAUACUGGUGCAAUUCUUUUUAUUUGAUGCUUAAAUUGAUAGCUUUUAUUUGGUUGUUGAA
Molecule: messenger RNA, 2545 nt
Organism: Cornus florida
Lineage: Eukaryota; Viridiplantae; Streptophyta; Magnoliopsida; Cornales; Cornaceae
Product: proline-rich receptor-like protein kinase PERK1
Exons: 8
Coding region: 274-2307 (677 amino acids)
Biological process (GO): protein phosphorylation
Molecular function (GO): protein kinase activity; ATP binding
Source: RefSeq, a predicted model, not a curated record